Molecule: messenger RNA, 514 nt
Organism: Mytilus trossulus (common blue mussel)
Lineage: Eukaryota; Metazoa; Mollusca; Bivalvia; Mytilida; Mytilidae
Exons: 2
Coding region: 158-496 (112 amino acids)
Source: RefSeq, a predicted model, not a curated record
CUUUUGUAGUUUACACAUGCAUUUAACCAUCUUUGAUUUGUUUUCAUAAGGAUUAUGUGGAGCCGACAAUUUAGCUUUACAAAAGACAUGUGGACAAAGUUCGGUAAAUGGCUUAUUUAGCUGUGAAAAAGCACUUGACGGGAUUAAAGAUAAUUUUAUGCACACAAAAGAUGGAUACAAGAAUGGUGAUUACUACGGCGAAGCUUAUCCGUAUUGGUGGGUGGAUUUGGGUACCAACUGCAAAGUCAAACGAAUUAAAAUAUACAACAGAACAUCAACUUGUUGUGGUGAAAGACUUCAUGACUUGAAAAUUACCAUAGGAAAGAGAUUGUCGAACAUGAAGUUGUGUGCUCGUUUUAAAGGACCAGCUGUACCAGGACAGGUUUUAGACAUGAACUGCAAGAUACCAACAGAAGCACGAUACGUCAAGCUGAUGAUUAUGGACAGGAGUUUGUAUAAUUGGCUUCAUGUUGCGGAAGUUGAAGUUUUUGCUUAGUAAAAUUAAAAAUAUAAU